AUGAAGAUGAAGCUGCCAAACCCGGGUCUGGAGGACCGUAUCCCCUCGCACGCUGAGCUGGAGGACAUGGAGAAGGCCCAGGCUGAGGACCGUCCUCAAUGGGACAGUAAAGCUCAGUACAUGCUCACCUGUGUGGGCUUCUGUGUGGGACUGGGGAACGUCUGGAGGUUCCCGUACCUGUGUCAGAAACACGGAGGAGGAGCAUUCAUGAUCCCCUUCCUCCUGCUGCUGGUCCUAGAGGGAAUUCCUGUCCUACAUCUGGAAUUUGCCAUUGGACAGCGACUGAGGAAGGGCAGCAUUGGGGUCUGGAGGUCCAUCAGCCCAUACCUUACUGGACUGGGUAUCGCCUCCAUGUUGUGUUCCUACGUGGUGGGUCUGUAUUACAACACCAUCAUAGCCUGGGUCAUGUGGUACUUCUUCAACUCCUUCCAGAAUCCACUGCCAUGGACUCAGUGCCCCUUAAACCACAACAGAACAGGUGUGGUGACAGAAUGUGCCCGAAGUUCCUCCGUAGAUUAUUACUGGUACAGAGAGACUCUGAACAUCUCAGCUAGCAUCGAGGACUCAGGUGGGCUGCAGUGGUGGCUGGUUCUGUGUCUGAUUGCAGCAUGGAUGGUUCUCUGGGUCUGCUGUAUCCAAGGCAUCGAAACCACUGGAAAGGCUGUUUACAUCACAUCCACACUGCCCUACGUGGUCCUCACCAUCUUCCUGAUCCGAGGCCUGACUCUCAAAGGCUCUAUAAAUGGGAUCAAGUUUCUCUUCACUCCAGAUGUGAAUGAGCUGCUGAACCCUUCCACCUGGCUGGAUGCAGGUGCUCAGGUGUUAUUUUCCUUUUCCGUGGCUUUUGGUGGACUCAUCGCAUUCUCCAGCUACAACCCAGUGCAUAACAACUGUGAAAAGGAUUCAGUGAUAAUCUCAGUCAUAAAUGGAAUGACGUCAGUGUACUCAGCUACUGUCAUCUACUCCAUCAUUGGCUUCCGAGCGACACAGAAAUAUGAGGAAUGUAUAGAAAGAAACAUUUUGGCUCUUCUGGACGCGUUUGACCUUCCAGAGGGAAACAUCACAGAGACUAACUACAAUGAAAUUCUGCAGGUUCUUAACAGCACAUCAACAUCUGUAAUUCAUGGGCUCAAUCUUAAGACCUGUGACAUGCAGAUGUUCCUUAGUCAGGGUGUUGAAGGUACUGGUCUGGCCUUCAUCGUGUUCACAGAGGCCAUCACCAACAUGCCCAUUGCUCCUCUGUGGGCAGUGCUGUUCUUCAUCAUGCUCUUCUGUCUAGGACUUUCCACCAUGUUUGGACAUAUUGAAGGGGCUGUGGUGCCUCUACAGGACCUCAAUAUCAUGCCCAGGAGUUGGCCAAAAUCUGUUUUAACAGGACUCACAUGUUUGGUCUCCUUAAUCAUUGCACUUGUGUUUGUGCAAGCUUCUGGAAGCUACUGGCUAGCUCUGUUCGAUGGGUUUGGGGCAUCUAUCCCACUGCUCAUAGUAGCUCUGUGUGAGCUGUUAGCGACAGUUUACGUCUACGGAAUUGACAGGUUUAACAAAGACAUGGAGUUCAUGAUCGGUCACAAACCCAACAUCUUCUGGCAGGCUACGUGGAGGUUCCUCAGUCCUCUCAUCCUCCUGGUCAUCCUCAUUUUCUACUUCCUGAAAACUGUUAGCCAAAAGCUAACCUACCUUGUCUGGGACCCUGACUUGCCGGAUUUCCCAGCGCUAACUGAAGUGAUGUAUCCUGACUGGAUCAGCAGUGUCAUAUUCAUCCUGGCUGGAAUUCCGUGUCUCAGUAUUCCUGGAGUGGCUCUCUUUAUGUUCGUGUGGAAGCGAUGCUUUAACAAACACUCAGAAAUAAAUCGUCUUCACACCAUUUCUGACAAAGUGACAUGAGUGUGAAAACUUCAUCAC
Silurus meridionalis is the source of this 1902-nucleotide messenger RNA. It is a transcript of the gene slc6a19a.1, whose product is annotated as solute carrier family 6 member 19a, tandem duplicate 1. The record is from RefSeq and is a predicted model, not a curated record. Bases 1 to 1884 code for a protein of 627 amino acids. Gene Ontology annotation, cellular component: plasma membrane. Gene Ontology annotation, biological process: sodium ion transmembrane transport. Lineage: Eukaryota; Metazoa; Chordata; Actinopteri; Siluriformes; Siluridae. The transcript is spliced from 12 exons.